Molecule: messenger RNA, 1158 nt
Organism: Branchiostoma belcheri (Belcher's lancelet)
Lineage: Eukaryota; Metazoa; Chordata; Leptocardii; Amphioxiformes; Branchiostomatidae
Product: laminin subunit alpha-1-like
Exons: 5
Coding region: 107-634 (175 amino acids)
Biological process (GO): axon guidance
Cellular component (GO): basement membrane
Molecular function (GO): extracellular matrix structural constituent; protein binding
Source: RefSeq, a predicted model, not a curated record
GUAACGGACAACACACCCAACACACACACAUAUAUACAUAAAGCUGAUAAGUUAAUUGGUCUAAUUUAACAAGUCUCUGAGUAUCGGAAAGACUAAAGGCUCCAAAAUGGAUGGCAAAUUCUUCGCCCUCCUCGUUGCGUUAGUUGCAGCGACAAGCUUUGAUGGAUGCGAAGCUGGGAGUCUUUGCCACGGUCCAACCAAACUGAACUGCACUGACAUGAUCGGCUGUGUCAAAGCCACGGACCGCUGUAACGGAGUCAUCGACUGUUGGGACCGCUCGGACGAAGAAAACUGUAGGCCGUCCUGCUUCUGCUAUGGCCACUCCAACAAGUGCGCUGCCCAAGGCGUUUGUGCUGACUGCCAGCACAACACGGCCGGCGCACGCUGCGAGCAGUGCAAGCCCGGCUACACCGGCAUGGCCACCCGGGGCACCCCGUUCGACUGUCAGCCCAUCCGCUACGUGCAGGUGGUCCAGGAACAGGUGCAGCAGGUGAUGCAGGUGGCCCGAAGGCCAAUGCAACAGGUGUUAAUGCAACCGGUCCAGGUCAUGCAGCCUGUGGCUUUCCGACUGCAGCCAGUACGGGUGCAGCAAGUCGCCCUGCCAGCCAUGAGGCGUCACGGCAAGAAGGGCUAAUAGCCGUCUGAUGACGUGACGUCAUUUGUUUGUUUGUUUGUUUGUUUGUUUGUUUGCCACCCCGCGAUGUCACAUUAUCAAACGAGUGAAUCGUGAUUUAAGUCAGGACUUGAGUGUGUUCCAGAUUAUCCUUCUUGUACGUUUGAUAUGUUGUGACGAACUCUCUGAACUUUCGAAUCUCAAAUCUUUAUGUAUAUACUCAACUUUGCAAACGUGUUGACACAACUGAACUUUUUUUUGAAAAUUUACAGAUAGAUUAAAAGCAUAUUAACAUUUGCAGUAAAAAAGUGAAAUACAAUACAGGUGUGCUUACAAUACAAUACAGAUUCACAAUCCUUACUCUGCGCUAUUUGUGAUAUAUAGAAGCAUUUUGGUCAUUUUGUUCUUACCUGACAAUGUAUUAUGACGACACGUACAUUUGGAAGUGAGCUACGGUUGUGAAGCUUAAAUCUAUUGCCAGGAAGUGUUAUUUCAUCCUUAAUUUUUUUAACAUAUCGAUUUACAUGAUUAAAUCGUGUGACAUG